GACAGCAGUGAUACAUGGAGAGGAGAUCUUCUUCUGACAGCAGUGAUACAUGGAGAGGAGAUCUUCUUCUGACAGCAGUGAUACAUGGAGACGAGAUCUUCUUCUGACAGCAGUGUUACAUGGAGAGGAGAUCUUCUGACAGCAGUGAUCCAUGGAGAGGAGAUCUUCCUCUGAUGUGUGUUCUUGUGUCUGCAGGAGGAACCGUUCACAUGGUCUGUAGAAACAAGAGCCGAGCAGAAGCCGCCAAAGCAGAAAUCGUGGAACGGAGUAAAAACCAGAACGUCCACGUCCACAUCGUUGACAUGUCCAACGCCAGACAAGUGUGGGAGUUCACCCAGAGCUUCUCUGAGAGCAGCAGCGUUCACGUGCUGGUAGGUCUGUAGACCUCAGAGGUUUUAUAAGAAGAGGACGUCCUCAUGGGGACGUCUCGCGUUGGUUUGUGGACGUUUUGAAGCCUUGAGUUCAAAGAUUUUGCCAUCGCUAUCUCGGUUUUCUUUUGGCAACCAGUGAACAGGAAGUGACCAUAUCUGGACUGAGGAGGAGUGAUGUAGAG
Molecule: messenger RNA, 553 nt
Organism: Anarrhichthys ocellatus (wolf-eel)
Lineage: Eukaryota; Metazoa; Chordata; Actinopteri; Perciformes; Anarhichadidae
Product: dehydrogenase/reductase SDR family member 12-like
Exons: 2
Coding region: 120-383 (87 amino acids)
Source: RefSeq, a predicted model, not a curated record